Alternaria atra is the source of this 384-nucleotide messenger RNA. RefSeq lists its product as uncharacterized. Bases 1 to 384 code for a protein of 127 amino acids. NCBI's taxonomy places the organism in Eukaryota, Fungi, Ascomycota, Dothideomycetes, Pleosporales, Pleosporaceae. The transcript has a single exon. The record is from RefSeq and is a predicted model, not a curated record.
AUGUUAGGUUUCCGUACGGGGCUUACAAACACCCCUUUUGAGGCUCGAGUCUGGGAAGAGGGAAUGGCUCUUUGGGAGCACUUUGCAGACUUCGUUGCCCUCCUUAAAAAGAGGUACGAUGACCCUGCCAAGCCGAAUUACCUCAUCGAAGACACCUUCUUCAACCCUAGUUUGGGUUGCCGCGCGCUUCGAGACGCGCUGAAUCCUGGAAAUGCCUGGCAGUACAUGCACGACGAUGGCAAACUGCGUUCGGAUACCGGCAUCGGUCACGUGUGCAAACAGUACUCGGCCGUCACGUUCUACGAUGUUUCGCGCAUACCUACUAGAGCAUUUGUUUUGUUCAGUCAAAAAAUCGACUACAAGGUUGCUGGCCGGAUUUGGUAG